Messenger RNA from Closterium sp. NIES-65, 2598 nucleotides. Lineage: Eukaryota; Viridiplantae; Streptophyta; Zygnematophyceae; Desmidiales; Closteriaceae. The record is from the annotation of a GenBank genome assembly.
AUGCCGCCCAGGAGCCACCGAGCCGCCCAGCAGCAGCCGAGCCGCCCAGCAGCAGCCGAGCCGCCCGGAGCCGCCGAGCCGCCCAGCAGCAGCCGAGCCGCUCGGAGCCGCCGAGCCGCCCAGCAGCAGCCGAGCCGCCCAGGAGCCGCCGAGCCGCCCAGCUGCAGCCGAGCCGCCCAGCAGCAGCCGAGCCGCCCGGGAGCCGAGCCGCCCAGCAGCCUAGCGGCCGUGUCGCCAGGCGACCUUCCUCCCGAGCCGCCCGACCUGCCCUGCCCGGGUCGAGCCAUUGACUUUGAGGUCUGGCUCGACGACCUGCAGCUGUUUUUACAGUGCGACAGGGCCGACGGUCUGUCUCUCUUUGACCUCACCUCUGGCGCCGUCCCUGCCCCUGCUGCUGAUGCUGACGCCACUGUUCGCUCUCAGUGGGCCACGCGCGAUGCUGCUGCACGUCUUGCUGUGCGUCGCCACCUGCCUACCGCUGAGCGCGCGCACUUUAGCCAGUACAAGAGUGCUCAGACCUUGUACGACCCUGUAGUUGCGCGCUACUCCUCCCCUGCCACUACUGCACUGAGCCGCCUCAUGCUCCCCUUCCUCUUCCUCCGGGACCACUUCCUCGAGGUCUGUCCCACCACCCUCACAGUCGACAGCCUCGAGAAGGCCCUCCUUGCAGCAGAGAAGAGCAUAGUUGCUGUAGGAGCCUCUCGAGGUGACCCCCGCGCCCCCAUCUUUGAGGGGUGUUCUCCUUCCCCUCUCCUGCCCUCUGUCGCCUCUGCCGCUGCGGCCGACCUCGUUGGUCUUGAGUCGGUCGGUGCGGCGUCUGCCCCUAGCGGGAGACGCCGCUCUGGAAAGGGCAAGGGGGGCAAGGGAGCGGGUGGGGCCAGUGGGGGCGGUGGCGGUGGUGGUGGAGGCGGCGGAGGGAGUGGGGGUGGCGGUGGAGGUGGUAGCGGGGGUGGGGGUGCUAGUGGCGGCAGUGGAGGCGGGAGUGGUGGCGGCGGUGGCGGUGGUAGCGGAGGUGGCGGAGGCGGUGGCGGUGGAGGCGGAGGCGGGGGUGGCGGAGGUGGAGGUGGUCGGAGUGGAGCUUCGCAGCGGAGCGGCACUGGUGGCGGUCAGCGCCAGCAGCAGCAGCAGCAGCAGCGUUCUCGCGCCGUCCCCACCCCUCAGCAGCUCCGUGAGUGGUACACGCAGCGUCAGCGCGGUGGGGGUUUUGGUCCCUGCACCUACGUUCUCCGCACUGGCGACCGCACUGGAGAGCAGUGUGGGGGUGCCCACCCCCCCCAGCGCUGCUUUGGCCGCCUGACGGACGCUUGGCGUCAGCAGUUCCCGGAGGCCGCGGAGAUCCCCCGCUGGGGAGAGCUGUCUAGUGCUGGUGUAGCUAUCUUUGAUCUUGAUUUUGAUGCUAUCCUUGCUGCCGUGUAUGCUAUGACCAUUAGUGAUGAGGGUGACUGUUACCGGUGUUUCCCGCCCGACCCGGGCAUUGGUACUGCUGCUCCAGGUGCCGGUGAGGCUUCUGCUCUAGGUGCCAGUGCGUCUGUGCUCUCAGGUGCUCGUGAGACUGCUCUCUCAGGUACUAGUGCGUCUGCGCUCUCAGGUACUGCAUCGGCUUCGGCCUCCCACACCUUCACUCUUGACUCUGGAGCGUCUCGCUCUUUCUUUCGGGACCGCACCACACUUACGCCGCUUAGUCGGCCGGUUGCGGUUUCCCUGGCUGACCCCUCUGGGGGUCCUGUCCUGUCUCGCUUCUCCACAGUCCUCCCGUGUCCGGCGGCUCCCUCUGGCACCCUGUCUGGUCUCUACCUCCCCUCGUUCUCUACGAACUUGGUGAGUGGUGCUGACCUACAGGAUGCGGGAGUCCACCAGUUCACCCCUGCUCGUCAGCGAGUGACGCACUGCACAGAGGCUAGCACGGGUCGUCACCUGGCUACGUUUACACGUCAGCCAGGGUCGAGCCUGUACACACUGACCACUGCUUCUCCUCCAGGUGCUGAGUCUGGUAGAGUCCCUUCGUCUGGUCAGGUGUUUGCUGCAGCGUCCAGGUCUGGUCCUGAGUCUGCCCCCUGUUCGUGUCGCCGUCUGUCUCACGAGACCCUCCUCUGGCACCACCGCCUUGGCCACCCCUCUCUGCUUCGGCUCAGAGGCAUGGCCUCCCGUCUUCUUGUGUCUGGUCUCCCCCGGUCUCUACCUCCCCUUCCUCAGGGCCCUGGCUCUGCCUGUGUCCCCUGUGUCGAGGGGCGCCAGCGUGCUGCCCCUCACUCCUCCCAGUUUCCUCCGACAGAGGCUCCGUUGCAGACGCUUCACAUGGACGUGUGGGGCCCUGCCCGCGUCCGUGGACUCGGUCACGAGCGCUACUUCCUGUUGGUGGUUGACGACUACUCGCGUUACACCACAGUCUUCCCCUUCCGCAGCAAGGGUGAUGUCACUGAGGUGCUGAUCGACUGGAUCUGCGCAGCUUGUCUCCAGCUCAGGCAGAGCUUUGGCUCGGACUUUCCUGUGUUGCGUCUGCACUCGGACAGAGGCGGAGAGUUCUCCUCUGGCCUUCUGCGUGCCUACUAUCGUGCGCGAGGCAUCCGCCAGACCUUCACGCUUCCGGACUCCCCGUAG